Messenger RNA from Verruconis gallopava, 606 nucleotides. RefSeq lists its product as uncharacterized. The record is from RefSeq and is a predicted model, not a curated record. The transcript has a single exon. Bases 1 to 606 code for a protein of 201 amino acids. NCBI's taxonomy places the organism in Eukaryota, Fungi, Ascomycota, Dothideomycetes, Venturiales, Sympoventuriaceae.
AUGAACAUCAGUUCGUCAAGCACACCCUCGCUCAGCAGCAUUCAGGACACUCGACGGUCGUUGCUCAAUUCAACUAUUUGGAAAGCAAGUAGUGGUCGAUUCGUCUACACGCCACUGGAUCCUUCAUGUCAACAAAUUCGCCUCUUCAAAGUAACUUUAAAUGUGCAAGGGGAGCUAGAAGGUCAUCUUAAACACUUCCGCCUGGAAGAGGUCUCCCAAUUCACCGAGUCUAAGCAUGGGAAUAACGCCAGUAUUGUCUUUCGCCCACUUUCCUACACGUGGGGUCCGUCAGCACCGUGUUUCGAGAUUACAGUCGACGGUAAAGCGUUUUUCGUACGUCAUAAUCUUUAUAAUUUCCUUCAUAUCCUAGUGCAGGAGUGUCAGGAUGAAUACUUCUGGAUUGAUCAGAUUUGCAUCAAUCAAGAGGAUCUUCCUGAGCGCAACAAGCUCGUAAAUGUGAUGAGUGACGUAUACAAAGAUGCAAAUGUAUUUGUUUGGCUCGAUGGCCUUGGUCCCAGCACUGAGAAUGCUUUUGAUGAAAUUGAGACGUGGGCAGAGCGGCCUUGGAAAUGCCUCUCCGGCACAAUGCUAGAUCUUCUACCUUAA